This is a messenger RNA of Melanotaenia boesemani (Boeseman's rainbowfish), 1089 nucleotides long. Its product is annotated as cysteinyl leukotriene receptor 1. The record is from RefSeq and is a predicted model, not a curated record. The coding region runs from base 1 to 1089 and encodes 362 amino acids. Gene Ontology annotation, biological process: G protein-coupled receptor signaling pathway. NCBI's taxonomy places the organism in Eukaryota, Metazoa, Chordata, Actinopteri, Atheriniformes, Melanotaeniidae. Gene Ontology annotation, cellular component: membrane. The transcript has a single exon. Gene Ontology annotation, molecular function: peptide binding; G protein-coupled receptor activity.
AUGGAAGCAAAGCACUUGAUUGAAUCCAUCAUCAGAGCGCUCAUGUUUACAGCGGGGAUCCUAGGAAACAACUGGCUGGCUAUAGCGUCUUUCCCCAGGCAGAAAUCUGGCAUCCGUACGAAUGAGAUCCUUUUCAUCAACUUGGCCAUCUCCAACCUCAUCACCAACUGCCUGGUGGACCUGCCUGACACCGUAGCAGAUUUUGUUGGGCGGUGGUUCUUUGGAGACAUCUUCUGUGGAGUAUUUAGAUUUUGUUCUGACCUCUCUGAAACCAGCAGCAUCCUAACGACCCUCUUCAUCAGCGUUUUUUGGCACCAGAAGCUGGUCGGAUCCCUAAAACGUGGAGGUGCCCAGGUGCAGAUGGACAGCCUGCACCUUGUGGGUUGUCUACUGGCUGGGAGCUGGACGGUUUCUGUGGUUUUCAGCAUCCCACACUUUUUCUUUAUAUCAGUGGAGGGAAAGAAUGAGAGCCAUGAAAACUGUGUAGAUGUUUUUCCUAAUCCAGUUGCUCAGAAAACCUAUGAGAUCAUUUAUUUAACCAUGGCCAAUGCUUUCCCUAUUGCAGGGAUCUUAUAUGCAAGUAUCCAGAUUGUUGUUUCUUUGCUUCAAAACCAGAGGCGCAUAGGCAGCCAUUUUUCUCAUCCAACCAAGGAGAGGGUUAAAGAAGAAAACAAUAGCACUGUUUCUGGUUCAGGCCCCAUCAACAAUGUCAAAGGUACACCCCCAGGUGAACCUGCUUCUUCCAGUCUAAAUGGAGGGCUGGCAGAUAACAGUCCACAAGCAUCUUCCCUAAACACAGAAACAGAUACAAACUGCAGAACUGGAGCUCAAUCAAGGUCCUUUCAAAUGCCAUCCAAGGUCAAACCCAACUCAGGGAUUCAGGUGAGAGCAGCAAAGAGUGUUGUCGCUGUAGCCAGUGUGGUCAUGGUCUGCUGGAUGACUCAUUUGCUCCUACGCAUAACCAACAACAUCCUCACUUCAUCAAUAGUGUUGGAGGUGGCCAGCUAUAUAGCAGCCUCCUACACCUCCAUCAUUCCCUACAUUUUCCUGCAUGGAGUGAAAAAACUUUCUUGUUCAUGUAAGAAAUAA